AUGGGUGGCCGAGGACGCAUUUCUCGCAAGCCUACGGCGAUUUUAACCCCAGCGCUCAGUAUACCAUCGACAGCUUCUUCCCGAUUGACGCUACAUGCACCAGUCUGCCCACGGUGCUUGACGAGAUCACAGAAUCGAUCUUUGCUCCUCCGGCCGAAGCGUCUCUUCUCUACUUCGAAAGACCAGCAAUCAUGGGCCGCCGCCGUCCAAAAGAUCCAGGAAACUGUCGCGGACGUCCUUCCCUCGAAUGCCCGCCAGCCCACGGGCAACAUCACCGUUGACCCGCUCAAGAUAGUCGCGAAAGAGUUGAAGUUUCUGAGCAAGAACAUCAGACAGCUGCUCGGCUCGGGACACCCGAUCCUCGAUACCGUCGCGAAAUACUAUACACAGAGCGAAGGGAAGCACGUUCGGCCACUCUUGGUGCUGUUGAUGUCAAGAGCCACUGCUUUUGCGGCGAAGCAACCCCGGCCAAGAUACGAUGUACAACAUACCAUCUCGAGGAGUGCUAUUGACACCCCGAUAACCUCUCCGUCCGUAUUAUUCGACAAGAAUCCAGACCAAGCACAUCUCAGUUCGACCCCGGCUCUGUCGCCCUUGAUGGACGCCCCAACCGGGGGAGAGUAUGCCUUUCCCAACGAUGCUUCUAUUCUCCCGUCCCAGAGGCGACUGGCAGAGAUCACCGAGCUCAUCCACACGGCCUCUCUCCUGCACGACGAUGUGAUAGACCACUCUACCACCCGCCGCUCGGCACCCUCGGCGAACACCACCUUUGGGAACAAGAUGGCUGUUUUAGCUGGUGACUUCAUGCUCGGCCGCGCCUCGGUUGCGCUUGCUCGAUUACGGGAUCCAGAAGUCACCGAACUACUAGCCACUGUAAUUGCAAACUUGGUGGAAGGAGAGUUCAUGCAACUGAAAAACACUGCAAGUGACGAGAAGAAUCCCAGUUGGAGCGAACAGACCAUCUCGUAUUAUCUGCAGAAGACAUAUUUGAAGUCAGCCAGUCUGAUCAGCAAGAGUUGUCGUGCAGCAGCGCUGCUGGGUCAAUGCGCCCCGAACGUCGUCGAGGCAGCCUACCAGUAUGGCAAGAAUCUGGGGCUGGCGUUCCAGCUUGUGGAUGACAUGUUGGACUACACCAUUAGUGGCACCGAGCUGGGGAAGCCGGCGGGUGCAGAUCUGGAACUUGGACUGGCAACCGCGCCCUUGUUGUUCGCGUGGAGGGAUAGGCCCGAAUUGGGUGUCUUGGUAGGGAGGAAGUUUGCCGAGGAAGGCGACGUACAGAAGGCACGAGAUAUUGUCUCGCAAAGCGACGGGCUUGAGCAAACGCGUGCUCUCGCGCAAGAAUAUGCCGACAAGGCCAUUUCGUCCAUCAGUUCCUUCCCGGCUGGAGAGGCCAAAGAAGGCCUGGAGGAGAUGUGUGUCAAGGUUAUGAAGCGACGGAAAUGA
Molecule: messenger RNA, 1443 nt
Organism: Cladophialophora carrionii CBS 160.54
Lineage: Eukaryota; Fungi; Ascomycota; Eurotiomycetes; Chaetothyriales; Herpotrichiellaceae
Exons: 2
Coding region: 1-1443 (480 amino acids)
Biological process (GO): isoprenoid biosynthetic process; ubiquinone biosynthetic process
Cellular component (GO): transferase complex
Molecular function (GO): prenyltransferase activity
Source: RefSeq, a predicted model, not a curated record